UAUGACAAUUUAUUUUAUCUUCUUUCAGGCUGAAGAAUGUUACGAGCGUUGUAUACAUACAAAGGAACACAUGCCCGCACACUGGGCUUCCAAGUAGGGGAAAAGUUUAUGGAAAUAGGACCGUCAAGAGAUCCAAAUUGGCUUCAUGUUACCAGUGAACGAGGAUCUGUCGGAUAUGUCCCAAAAAACUAUAUGUCUUCAGAUGAUGCGCCUCCUGUUGAUGUCCUGGAGUUUAUUGACGGUUGUAUUGAAGCCACUCAUUUAAAUGCCAGCGAAAGAGGAGGAAAUUAUACUCGAAGUGAACAUGAUGCCCUGCAUAAAUUGGUUGAGUUACGUCAAGAGUGGUAUGCUAAAUGCCCUCCAUCAGUCCACCCAAACAAACGACCAGCACCACCUCCCCCUCAGCGCACAACUUCACAACUUAGUGUAGAAAGCACAUCAAGUCAGGCUAGUGUUGGUAGUUUGCCAUCCCCAUGCUUGCCAGGAACUCCUCGAACUCCGUCAAUUUCUGCUAGUGGGUCUUCUGCCAGUUUAGUUUUGCCGCCAAAGGAAGAACCUCCCACGGGGCGGGGUACUGAAGCUUCCACCAGUUUUAUGGCAAGAGGAGAAUCUUUAGGUAAUACAUAGAUAAUGUUCAUGAACAUGA
Messenger RNA from Macrobrachium nipponense, 646 nucleotides. RefSeq lists its product as uncharacterized. Gene Ontology annotation, molecular function: protein binding. The record is from RefSeq and is a predicted model, not a curated record. The coding region runs from base 37 to 627 and encodes 196 amino acids. The transcript is spliced from 3 exons. NCBI's taxonomy places the organism in Eukaryota, Metazoa, Arthropoda, Malacostraca, Decapoda, Palaemonidae.